UGCCAAGAGUCCGAAGCAAAAUACUCCUCUAGUCCUCUCCAGUUCCACCUAUUCCAAUUUCCUUCAUCAACAUACCACCUCCAACUUGAGAAAACAAAUAAGAAGAUAGACCGGAAAAGAUUCCAACCAAAUCGAACUUUGCCGACGAAAUCGAUCGGAAAUAUCGCCGAAUCUCCCGGGAAUCGGAACCAGAAUUAUUCAUUCUUAGAUAAGUUUGAAGGUAUUGUAACUGAUGUCAAUAUUUUGGGUUGUUCGUCAGCUUGCACAUAUCCAGGAAUCCAUGGCUACGUCGAAAAAGGUUAUAACAAAGGAAGAGUGGGAGAAAAAACUUAAAGAUGUAAAGAUUAGAAAGGAGGAUAUGAACAAAUUAGUGAUGAAUUUUCUUGUCACCGAGGGUUAUGUUGAUGCUGCCGAGAAGUUCCGUACGGAGUCUGGAACCGAACAUAUAGAUCUCGCAACGAUCAUGGAUCGAAUGGCGGUUAAGAAGGCUGUACAGUGUGGGAAUGUGGAGGACGCGAUUGAGAAAGUAAAUGAUUUAAAUCCAGAGAUACUAGAUACAAACCCGCAGCUGUUUUUCCAUCUUCAACAACAAAGAAUGAUAGAACUAAUCAGGAAUGGAAAGAUAGAAGAGGCUCUGGAAUUUGCUCAAGAAGAGCUUGCUCCAAGGGGUGAAGAAAAUCAAAGCUUCCUAGAAGAGUUGGAAAGAACGGUUGCACUCCUUGCAUUUGAAGACGUCUCUAACUGUCCAGUUGGGGAGCUUUUGGACAUAUCUCAGCGUUUGAAGACAGCCAGUGAGGUAAAUGCAGCCAUUCUCACAAGUCAGAGUCAUGAAAAAGAUCCCAAGCUACCAAGCUUAUUGAAAAUGCUGAUAUGGGCUCAGAAUCAACUAGAUGAAAAAGCAGCUUAUCCUCGAAUUAACGAUUUAACAUCUGCCCACCUAGAAGACCCGGCCGUUUAAAAGUUCUAGCCUCCUCUAGCUUGUAUCUCAGAUUCAAAGCUUGUAAUUUGAAAACUCAGUAGUUAGUCUUUACUCUGAAACAUACUGUUAAUAGUUAGGACCAUUUUUUUUACCAUUCUCUUAAAAAUCUUUUCAGUGACUUUUGAGCCUUUGCACAGAUGUUAAUUAAUUGAUGUCUGUGCUUCUUAAGUUCUUGCUGUUCAAUUGGAAUUAAAGAGAGUUGGUGAUGGGUGAUCUAUGUGUUUAGUCUCCAAUUACUACUUGAUUAACAAUUGUGUAUUGUAUUUUUGGCAAUUUAUAGUUUUCAAAUAGGUUUCUUUGA
Molecule: messenger RNA, 1280 nt
Organism: Spinacia oleracea (spinach)
Lineage: Eukaryota; Viridiplantae; Streptophyta; Magnoliopsida; Caryophyllales; Amaranthaceae
Product: protein GID8 homolog
Exons: 7
Coding region: 233-958 (241 amino acids)
Molecular function (GO): protein binding
Source: RefSeq, a predicted model, not a curated record